This is a messenger RNA of Notolabrus celidotus (New Zealand spotty), 1754 nucleotides long. It is a transcript of the gene dbndd1, whose product is annotated as dysbindin domain containing 1. Gene Ontology annotation, cellular component: cytoplasm. Bases 51 to 521 code for a protein of 156 amino acids. The transcript has 4 exons. The record is from RefSeq and is a predicted model, not a curated record. Gene Ontology annotation, biological process: negative regulation of protein kinase activity. Lineage: Eukaryota; Metazoa; Chordata; Actinopteri; Labriformes; Labridae.
GCUUUCCAAUGCAAGCGUGGUGAACAGCAGGACACUCUCGGCUGAGCUGCAUGGAGGCUCAGGGAGGGGCAGGGAGCCCAGAGCCCAAUAAAGACAUCCAGAAGUUGAUAAAGCCCUCCAGCUCAGGUGACCUAUCCAAGGAGCUGUUCCAGCACCCAGCGUUGGGGGAGGAAGAGGGUGGACUGUUAGGGCACACUGCUAGCCUGCUACACAUCACCGAGAAGAGACAACCACUGAGUAGUGUGUCUUCUCUGGAGGUGCACUUUGAUCUCCUGGACCUGACAGAGCUGACUGACAUGUCGGACCAGGAGCUAGCUGAAGUUUUUGACGACUCUGAUGAGGCGAACCACAACGAAUCCCCAGCAGGUUCACACCAGCCUAUGCUCCCCAGAGGUGGGUACAUGCGCUCUCCUUCGUGGACACGCUGCAGCAAAGUUGAGACCCCCAGAGAGAGAAAGCACCACAGCGACUCGGACACCGCGGAGCCCUUAAUGAAGCUGGAGAGGUCGAAGCAGCCAUGAAAUCUGCAGUGAAGCAGCAGAUCAGCAGAGAGAGAAAGAGAUAACCCAGAGAAGAGAGGCACAGCCAGUGUGGGAACACAAAGUGGACCAAGAGGCCUCCAAUCUCCCACUGUGCACUCACAUAACGUUCCAUGGUGCUCAAGUUCAGGGUGAACUCUGGACAAAGAACUCUGUGCUCUAACUUCAGAUUUUGAGAUGUACAGUACACACUCUCUCCUCUCUCCUUCUUUUAAACACACAUACACACACAAUCAUUGUGUUUUACAUGCAAGGGGCUCUUAAUGCACUCUGAGCUGCCCAAUGAUUUGAAGCUUUGUUUCUGAGUGACAGACAGGGUAUGAGGUCAGCCUCCAUCCUUACAGCCUCUCAGGGUGGGAAACAACCAGGACAGCAAGAUUGCUUCCUACAGUGUGUGUGUGUGUGUUGAAGUGCAGACACUGGGAUUCACAUUGAAUUCCCAGGAUAAGAAACACAAAUCAAAAGAGCUUUUCAAAGUAAAAUAUCAUGCUGAGGCUGCUGCUAAAUGUGUUGGCUUAAAAAUUUACAGGGUUUUUUUCUUUCUUUGACUGCAGUUAAGGUAACUUGAUCAGAUGAAGUGGAUACCAGUGAGGCUCUUUAUAUCUUCCACACCUUCUCCAUCUUGAUGAAGAACGUGUGUUGUUGCCUAAAUGAUUACUUUGCACUUCUUUCACUUAACUUUAUUUACGAUGCCCUCAAGAAUUAUUGGCAUUCGGUGCAGACAUCACACAAGAUAAACAGACCAAGUAGAGAGCUAUCUGCAACACACCUUCCCAUACUUCUACUCUGUUUUUCGUUAUGUUUCCAAAGCUGUUUUUCAAUCUUUCAAAAUGGUUUUUAGAAACAUGGCUGCAACUAUUGCUCCACUUAAUCAGUUUCCUGCUAAGCUUGUAGUUACAUUCCACUGACAGAGAUGCAUUAACCUGAUGGUAAAUACUUGAAGUUAGAUGUGAAAGGAGAGUUGCACCAGUUGUGAGCUUUGCAUAAAUGCCAAAAAUACAACAAAGUGCCAACAAUUUUCUAAUUCUGUUUUGAAGAUGCAUUUAACAUUUGAUGCAAUAUUUCACAUCUUUUUAGGCAAAGGUUAUAGCUGAUUACUUGAUUUAUUUAUCUCACCCUCAGCUUGUCUUCACCAGGAGUGCCAAUAAUUCUGAAUGCUGUGACACGAUGGAUCAAAAUGACACUGGGAUGAUAGAAGAAUAAAUACAAGUCCUG